Messenger RNA from Lolium rigidum, 524 nucleotides. Its product is annotated as protein transport protein yos1-like. Gene Ontology annotation, biological process: endoplasmic reticulum to Golgi vesicle-mediated transport. Gene Ontology annotation, cellular component: endoplasmic reticulum membrane; COPII-coated ER to Golgi transport vesicle; Golgi membrane. The transcript is spliced from 2 exons. NCBI's taxonomy places the organism in Eukaryota, Viridiplantae, Streptophyta, Magnoliopsida, Poales, Poaceae. The record is from RefSeq and is a predicted model, not a curated record. Bases 131 to 367 code for a protein of 78 amino acids.
UGAUGCCCUCCCUCCCUCUCUCUCUGCAGGAGCACGGAACGGUGACAGUGGACUGAGCUGGCGACGAAGAAGAAACCCAGCAGCAACUUUCUUCAGUUUUGGUGAUUUCACCUCCUAAAAAAUCCGAGAGAUGGGCUUGUGGAUGCUGCUGGAGGGUUUCCUGCUUCUCGCAAACUCGUUGGCGAUACUGAAUGAAGACCGCUUUCUUGGUCCCAGGGGAUGGAGCAUGUCUGAAGUUUCAGGAAAUGGGCAAACCAAGUCCUUGAAGGGCCAAAUCGUGGGGCUCAUCUACGCCACUCAGUUUCUGCGGGUGCCCUUGAUAGCGCUUAAUAUUCUUAUCAUUGUUGUGAAAAUGGUCUCAGGCUGAGGCUCUCCGUGGUGUCUCUGAGCUGUUGGGUUUGAGCUGAUCUCGGUUUCAGCAUCAUGUAAAAUCUGGCCAUGUCCAGAAGUUGCUGCAAGAAUGCUCAUGAUGGGCUGGAAUGUGGCUUGUUGGUUUUGUUGCUGUAAAUUAUUCCUCGAAUUAC